This is a messenger RNA of Chara braunii, 3183 nucleotides long. Lineage: Eukaryota; Viridiplantae; Streptophyta; Charophyceae; Charales; Characeae. The record is from the annotation of a GenBank genome assembly.
CCCGUCCCUGAGGCCCCCCCCCCCCCCCCCCCCCACCAGCUCCACCGGACGUCGAGAUGACGGAAGCCCAGGAGCCACAGGUGAACUGCCCCCCAGAUCUGGGUCUGCAACCAGUGGCGGAUUGGCUGAUGGACAGCCUCCGAGCGAAAUAUUUGCAAGGCAAUGAUGACGUUUGGGACGGGGUGUACAGGGAGCUGAUCCCAAUGUUGGAAAGUGGUGACUGCUUCCACAAAGCGUUGCUACAGGGACCCCCUGAAGGAACAGACUGGCACACCAUAUGCCAGAAACUCCUCAGCAUCGUUCUCAAACGUUUUCAGCCCCCACUGGCAGAGCAGGAGGUAGGUAAAGAACAGGAAACCUCCAACUGUCCCCGACCUCCGACACCGCAACAGGACGCGGCACCCGCCUCGACGGCAGCGGACAACCCCUCGAGGGAGGUACGAGUGAGUGGACCACAGGGAAGGGAGGGUGAAACCCGGUUGGAGAAAGGAACAGCGGUAGCAGGUGUGACGGAAGACAGCCCUUCGGGGACGGAACGGGAGGGAGGAAUGCAGGGAGGGGAGGGAGAAAACCAGAAGGAGGUUGGAACAACUGUAGAGGGUGUUGUCCGCUGUCGGGUGACAUGGCGAACGAGCCAGAGGAGGUUGAGGAGCCAUUCAAGGAGGACAUGGCCUGCCAGGGACCACGUGGUGUGGAGCUGGGUGACUCCUGGGCAGAUUUUGCCGGGCAUUUCUCGCGGGUCAAGAAGGCUGUGCUGCAAAAUCUGCAACAAGGAGUACAAAGGAAACCGGAAACGUGCAUGGGAGCACUUCAUCACGGCGAGGGCGUCGGCCAGAUGUCCGGGUGCGAACCUCUCCAUUUGGAAGAGGCUGCACCGCAUCGGUGCGAAGCUUCCACGGGAUCUGUUGGAGAGGGUGCAAAUGGCGUUGGAGCACGAAAGGGACGACGGCAUUCCUGACGUGGUAGGUGCUGGAGAGGAGGGGGGAGGUGGGAUUGCUGAUCAGCCUGAGGAAGCACGUGGUGAGGAGGGUGAGGAGGGAUUGGAUGAGGGGACGAGGGGAGUUGUGACUGGAGGAUCCGCCGGUGGAGGGAGGCCUGCGUCCUCGCAGGCUGUGAUGCAGGGGCCCCGCGCACGCAGAACGGGGAGGCAGACGAGCAUCAAGAGGUAUGCGAAGAACCCAAGGCAGGAGGAGAUAGAUGACUCCUGCUCCGAGUUCUUCGUGAAGAACGCGAUCCCGUUCAACGUCGCGAAGAGCAGGAGCUUCAAGAAGUUCAAGUGGGCGUGUUAUGGGCCACAGCCUGCAGCGAGUCACCUUCUUGUGCCUACUGGGUACAACCCCCUCAGAUGUUGGCUCGUGGAUCGCUUGAACAAGAGGUUGGAGGACGAGGAGCAAGUGAUCCGGGACGACUGGGAGGUGACGGGCUGCACGUUCAUAACCGAUGGGACCACAAACAUCUGUGGUCAAUCGCUUAUCAACUACAUCCUCACAGUUCGGUCGAAGCCUGUUUUCAUCAAGUGCGAGGAUGUCAGUGAGGGGGACAAGGACUCCGCAGUUGUCGUGGCCGGAUGGAAGCGUUUUUUCAGGGAGUGGGGGGUGGAAAAGAUCACGGCUGUCUUCACGGACUCUUUUGCGGGCAACACGAGUGCUGCAAGGAUGUUGAGGGAGGACCCCGAGUUCAGCCAGAUCUAUUGGCUGCCUUGCACCGCUCACUGCAUUGACCUCCUCCUGCAUGACAUUUGCAAGAAGGAGUGGGCGGCUGAGAUCAUCAGCAAGGCGAACAGAGUGGUGAACUUCUUCCGGGUUCACAGAUGGCCUAGAUCGAUAUUGAGAACUGCACUUGCCAAGUUCACGGACUUGAAAUGCAGCUGUCUCCUCCGACCGGCGCAGACAAGACGAAGUGCAGGAACAAGCUGCACCACCAGCGCACCAAGGCUGAAGAGUAGGGGGGAUGACGGGCCCAUGAUAGUAGGAGGGUGGCUGGGGCUCUCAGCUGACUGGGAGGACGAGGACCUGGAGGGUGACAUGGCAAAUGUCACAGAGGCCGUUGAUGACCACGAGCCUGCUAUCGGGGGCGCCGGUUCUGCGGUGGCCAGCACUAAUGUUCGCCACGAUCGAGCCGGCCCAUCGACAUCGAGGUCUGUGCAGAGAUUGGGGCAUGCAGAGGAGGUUGACGAUGAGGAGGAGGAGAAGGAGGAGGAGGAGCACAUUCCCGGUGAGGAGUGGACUCAGCCUCGUGGAGAGGAGCGCCAACUGGACGAGAAGCAGAGGAGGGAGCAGCAAGAGGAGGACGAGGAGGAGGAGGAGGAGGAGGAGGAGGAGGAGGAGCAUGGGGAGGAGGGGCAGGGGGGGGAGCAGGGGGAGGAGGAGCUUCAGGAGGAGCAGCAGGUGGAGGAGCUUCAGGAGGAGCAGCAGGUGGAGGAGCAGCAGGUGGAGAAGCAGCAGGUGGAGGAGCAGCCGGUGGAGGAGCAGCAAGGGACGGAGCAGCAGGUGGGGGAGCAACAGGUGGAAGAGCAGCCAGUGGAGGAGCAGCAGGGGACGGAGCACCAGAAACGGUGGCGUCUAAGUCGAAGUGCAAGGCGUGUUMKUGGAGAGAGGCCUGCAAUGCGGUGCGCUGCAGUKGGUCGUUUGAUCCUGUCUGCGGAUGUGACGGUGUCACGUACGUCAAUGGCUGCAUUGCUUGGUGUAAGUGCRUCGACAAGACGACGCCCGGAGUUUGUCGCCGUCGGUGUAAAAGCUGUMAGUCUUAUGGAAACAGCUGCCAAUGCACGAAGGAAUAUCGCCCUGUUUGUGGAUGCGAUGGGCGUACGUACGGUAAUCCUUGCCUUGCGGAGUGCGCCUGCAUCUACACAUUUACGGAGGGAGAAUGUGCAAAGUGAGGAGUCACCCAGACUAGGACUUGCGUGAGCUGCAUCUGGAGUCAUCUGUGGGCAGUGGAUCGUCUUACGUUUCUCGUAUUCCAUCUCGCGCUGGACUCCAUUUGUGUGGAGCAAGUUAUGGUUGACGGCUGCUUCAUCUGACAGUCUAUUGAAAUCUGAAAACCUUUUGUUUGCGUUUGUCGCUUUGAAUGUGACGAAGUAGGCCUACCACRCUUCAGAGUCUGAGGUUUUCUUCUUUCUUGAAAAGGAAACUUUAAGGAACCGGAAAACUGUCCAAAGUUGGCUCUCCGAUUAAGUUUCCGCCU